This is a messenger RNA of Mauremys reevesii (Reeves's turtle), 1404 nucleotides long. It is a transcript of the gene CTSE, whose product is annotated as cathepsin E. The transcript is spliced from 9 exons. Gene Ontology annotation, cellular component: endosome. Gene Ontology annotation, molecular function: aspartic-type endopeptidase activity. Gene Ontology annotation, biological process: proteolysis. The coding region runs from base 17 to 1192 and encodes 391 amino acids. The record is from RefSeq and is a predicted model, not a curated record. Lineage: Eukaryota; Metazoa; Chordata; Testudines; Geoemydidae.
GAGCUGAGCCUCCAGUAUGAAGUGGCCGAUCCUUUUGAUGCUUUGCCUUUGGCUGGCCAAUGGGUUGCAAAGGGUGCCCCUGAAGAGACACAAAUCCCUGCGGAAAAUCCUGAGGGAGCAUGGACAGCUGUCCAAAUUCUGGAAAGCCCAGAAGCUGGACAUGAUCCAGUACACAGAAGACUGCUCCACCGUCCCAGAAACUGAGCCACUCAUGAACUACCUGGAUAUGGAGUAUUUUGGACAGAUUUCUAUUGGGACCCCUCCUCAGAAUUUCACAGUGUUAUUCGACACUGGCUCCUCCAAUCUUUGGGUUCCAUCCAUCUACUGUGUCAGCAAAGCCUGUGCUGUGCAUUCCAGAUUUCACCCAUCAGAUUCCAGCACCUACAGUGAAAUUGGAACUCCCUUCUCGAUUCAGUAUGGGACUGGUAGUUUGUCGGGAAUCAUCGGAUCAGAUCAAGUCACUGUUGAAGGCAUCUCUGUCAGCAACCAGCAGUUUGCAGAGAGCAUCAGCGAGCCAGGAAACACUUUUCUGGAUGCUGAGUUUGAUGGGAUUCUUGGGCUGGCCUAUCCAUCGCUGGCAGUGGAUGGGGUUACCCCUGUGUUUGAUAACAUGAUGGCACAAAAUCUAGUGGAUCUGCCAAUAUUCUCAGUCUACAUGAACAGGAACCCGGAUUCCUCUGUUGGGGGAGAGCUAUUAUUUGGUGGCUUUGAUCCUUCUCAUUUCAGCGGGACUCUGAACUGGGUGCCAGUCACUAAACAGGGAUACUGGCAAAUCCAAUUAGACAACAUACAGGUGGGCGGGACAGUUGCCUUCUGCGCAGAAGGAUGCCAGGCGAUAGUAGACACCGGGACCUCUCUCAUCACAGGUCCUUCCAAAGAAAUAAAAGAAAUGCAAAAUUAUAUUGGAGCGGUGCCCACGGAUGGCGAGUACGCCGUGGAAUGCAACAACCUGAAUGUGAUGCCUGAUGUUACCUUCACCAUCAAUGGGAUCCCAUACACGCUCAGUCCCCAGGCCUACACCCUCAUGGAGACUAGUGACGGCAUGGCAUUCUGCACCAGCGGCUUCCAGGGGCUGAACAUGCAACCGCCGGCUGGGCCACUCUGGAUUCUGGGUGAUGUUUUCAUUGGCCAGUUUUACUCUGUCUUUGACCGUGGAAAUAACAGAGUUGGGCUGGCACCAGUUGUCCCUUAAGGCAGUGUCCCCUAAUGGUCAGAGUAAGGCUGUGGGAGUCAGUGUAGAGCUUGGUUCUAUUCUUGGCUCUGCCGCUGUGUGACUUUGGGCAAGUAACGUCAUGCAUCUUUGUGCCUCAAUUUCCCCACCUGUAAAACAGGGAUAAUCAUACUGACCUCCUUUGUAAAAUGCCUUGGGAUCCUUGGCUGAAAAGCACUACAGAAACGCAAAGU